AGGGUAAGGUUGUGUUUUUCUUGCCCACCCUAGACCUCACUAUAGUGGAAAACUUGUGCAUUGGGUCGCCCUUUUUUAGUUGAAUUUUAUGCAUAUUGUGAGGAUAGCAAAUCCAUAGCUAGACGGGCCAUAGGUUUCGUUGCCAUUUUUGUUGUUACUUCUUUCUUUUUAUUUUCUCUUGCAUGGACUGGUGAGAAAAUCAUUUUUUCAAUUGACUGAUGUCUGAUCUUCUGCAAUCAUAUUUAAUGCUUGACAGUACUUUCAUGGUUCAUCUUUAGAAGAGAAAAUACUUGUUUAAUUGCAAGGAAAUCCAUUUUCCUCUUACUAUGUUACUCACAAGUCACAAUAUUCAGUUUUCUUCCUCAGUAGUGAGUUUCCACAUCUGAAAUUGAGAGCAAGUAGCCUUGUUGUUUCUUGAGAAGAGAUGGAAACCUACUGUCACUUGGUGAAUAUUGGCCAAGAACCUUUGUAUUUGGGAAAUUUUUGUUUUAAAUGUUACUUCUUUUCCCACAGAAGCAGGUAUCAAGAUCCAUCGUUUCUUGACUUUUGUAAUUGAUGAAGAAAACCUAAGCAAUUGGGAAGAUACAUUGUUAACUGACUAUUUUCCUUCAAUUGAGUUCUUUAGAAAGCAGAGAUUAUUAGCCGUCUCUUAUUGAUAACAUGCAGUUGGGUCAAUAUAAUUGCUCUUUGAUGGAUAGAAUGAUGUAUAUUCUUAAGUUAGUUUAGGUCAAUUCUACUUGUUUGUUUUUUCCAUUCUACAGUUGAAUUUUGCAACCAUUUUUAGAGUAAAAGAGUAGAGGGAUAUGGCUAUGGGGUUGGCAUCAUCACCCUUGUUUUCGGCUCCAAUCUUACUUAGAAGGCAGCUCAACCAUCACCACCCUCACUUGUUUUCAACUUUUGCUUCUCCUCAGCUUCCCUUUUCUUUAUUGUCCAGAGAAUCUGCAAUUUCAAAUCCUCGCCUACCCUCAUUAUGUUUUAUAAAAUCUACGGCUUGUAAAGUAUCUCGCAGCCCAGUGGAAGUUGAAGACGGUAUAAAUGAUGAGGCUUGUGAGCUAGUCAAUGGAGUUGAGAUUUCGAUAGGCGAGGGAGAUGACAGUAUCCUUGCUUGUCUUUUCACGGCAGUGAAGAACAACAAUGGAGCCAGCAUCUUGCUCUUGUCCGAUAUCUUAGGAUUUGAGGAUUCAUCCACUAGAGAUUUCGUAUAUCGUGUUGCCUGCAACGGUUACAAUGUACUAGUACCGAACUUGUUUCGUGGGGAUCCAUGGGCAAAGGACAGACCAAAGACUUUAUUUGAAGAAUGGCUGGCACAACAAACCCCGGAAAGGAUUGCAAAAGACAUUACAACCUCGAAAAAAUGGAUGAUGGAUGAGUUUGUAGCUGCAGGAAUCUCAAAGAAGCUUGAUAUCAUCGGAUUCUGCUUUGGAGGUGGCCGACUAAUAGAUGCGCUCGCCCAGGACGGGGGUGCCUGUUUUGGCAUUGGAGUUUCAUUCUAUGGCACAAGAAUUGACCCAUCUGUCGUUGCUAAUAUAAAGGUGCCUGUAUUGUUCAUUGUGGGUGACAAUGAUCCGAGUUGUCCGGUUAGUGCCUCGAUGUGA
Molecule: messenger RNA, 1595 nt
Organism: Camellia sinensis
Lineage: Eukaryota; Viridiplantae; Streptophyta; Magnoliopsida; Ericales; Theaceae
Source: RefSeq, a predicted model, not a curated record